ACCCAUUAUUUAUGUGUCUUUAUCAUCCCCAAACUAAUCAAACUAAUAUAUGAUACAAGAUAUAUUGUUUAUCUCCCCGGCUCAUAAUAAACAGUAUGAUUUAUAUACUUCAAUGAAGAAUCAAAGAAGAUAACGUAAUCACUUAUGAUCUCGACCUCGCCCCAAGUCUUCUCAGCUCUGUUCAUCUCGUAGUUACAGCUAGUCACCGCCAACUAAUAACUAGACGGCAAAAUCCAAUUCCCCACCGCAGGACCACCGUCGCCUGAACGAUGAACAAACUCGUUCAUCUUGAGAUCGUAUACAUUCCCCAUAUAGUAAACACAAUCCCUUCUACACUCCGGAUGAUCUCUGACGGACACAUAAACAGCACGGCUCGAAUCGAAGAACAGAGCAUAAUCCCCAAUACUCCCAACCGCAUCCCAUCUCCAUCUCCUCCCGUCUUCCUUCGCCCUGUAAAUACUGAAUCUCUUGACUCGUCCACCCACCGACUCACAAUGACUGAUCAGCAGCAUCAGCUCCCCCUCUGGGCUCACCACCAACCGGUAAUUACAUGGCCGUUCGCCGUUAAAGAGAUUCGCAGAGUUUUCAGCAAGAAAAGCCAACGAGAACUUGGGCUGCAGAUGAUCAUAGGCCAAAACCCUCCCGUCAUCUUCGCAAAGGACGUGAAUUUUACCCCUCCAAGAUACAAUCUCCGCGACCUUAUUCCUCGGGAGGUGAUCGUGGAAAGGGACCAAUGUCCAUCGCUCGUCCCACCCAAGCUUGCAGAAAGCCAGUCCUCCGCCGCCGUCCUGGUACAACAACACCACCGUGAUGGACUCCUCUGUCUUCGUCGCCGUCGGGGCGGCCGACAUCAGAAACCUGGCUAUGCAGCACGGUACGCAGGUGCCCUGUCCUGCAGUCGUCUCCCGCGGGAGGUAGAUCUUGUUUCUCGUCAAUGGAUUCAUCAAGCACAGGAUUGGGCCCCACGACGGCGGCGAUGAUCUUUCUUCUUUUAGGAGCAGCCAUCCGAAGGCCGAGCCGAGACACUGAACCUCGACCCGCCGCGGGCCGUCGGCUAAGUUGACGUGCUGGAGGCGGGGCUUCUUGUUUUUAAUUUCCGUCGCCGUCGCCGUCACGUCCGUGAUGCGAUGCAAAUUGCCGUUGCAACCGACGGCUUUGGGCUUGUUUGCUGACUUUGACUUGCACGGCGAGACCAGCCACGGCAGGGAUUGGCGGAACUCCGGCAGGGGGAGCGAUCUCCACUGCUUGCAAACGGAUCGGGAGUGGAUGAAGUCUUGUAGUUUUGUUAACCGGCGGUGUAUGAUUGUUUCGACGAGGUCACCGGGAAGUUGUAACCAAUCGGGUUGCUCCGUCGGCUCUGUCAUGUUGGCGAGAGAGCGCGAAACGGGGACACGAAGCUAUAAGAAUUAAUGCAGUUUGUUAGAUCUUCGGCUAGUAGUGUAUAAAUAGAAGGGUGGAAUGGCGUUUUCCGAUUCCGAAGCGGAAUUGGAAUUAGGGUGAAAUUGACCUAAUUUCUUGGUAACGGAAAAGUUCAAUGGCCAUUGUGUAAAUUGACCUAUUCUUUUCUCCUGAAUCGCCAGAGGGAACGUUCACAUUCGAGGAGAGCGAAAGAAGGCGAUCGAGCAUUGGUAUUGGUAGGAGGAAGAAGAAGAAGUACCACCGUCAGUCCCCUCAACGCUUUUCACCUGAGUUUGUACCGAUCAAUGCUGAAUUGGGUUACAUGAAUUAGUGCAUCGAUAUCAAUCGAUAGUUGGAGAGGAGUUUGGGUGAAAGAAGAAAAAUGGAGAUGGAAGACCCCCCGUUGGACGACAAAGCGAGGAGAAUGAGAGAUCUGCUGUCGAGCUUCUACGCUCCAGAUCCUUCAAUGUCUGCGGGAAGUCAGCCGAAAGGUGCUUCCUUUGACAACAUCGACACGGACUCAUUUGACGCGGACCAGUACAUGAAUCUCCUGGUGCAAAAGGCUAACUUGGAAGGGCUUCUGCAAAGGCAUGUCGAAAUGGCUGCUGAAAUUAAGAAUCUUGACACUGAUUUGCAAAUGUUAGUAUACGAGAAUUACAACAAGUUUAUCAGUGCCACUGAUGCAAUCAAGAGGAUGAAGAGCAACAUUGUGGGGAUGGAAUCUAACAUGGAGCAGCUCCUUGACAAGGUCUGUAGAAGUUAUUAUUUACAUACCAUGGUGAAAGCGAUAUUUCUGAACAGUUGCAUCUACUGAAGUGAUGGAGUGAACACUUCUCUCUUUGGAAAGAGAGAGCAUAUAGAGAAAUUGCAUCGCACACGUAAUCUUCUUCGUAAAGUCCAGGUAUUCAAUGCUAUUGCACAUCCUAGGUUUUUAUUACUAUUUGAAGGUAGAUUGUCUGCCAGGGUUCUUGUAACCUUGCUAAGAGAUUUAUACGCUACGAGUGGUCCUGUAUGAGUAACACAGAGUUGUUUUCUAUGGAAAAGAGCAGUUCAUCUAUGAUCUACCUGCUAGGCUUGGGAAGUGUAUUAAAACAGAGGCCUAUGCUGAUGCAGUCAGGUUCUACACUGGAGCAAUGCCAAUUUUUAAGGCAUAUGGCGAAUCUUCUUUCCAGGACUGCAAGCGAGCAUCCGAAGAAGCUGUUGUGACUAUUACCAAAAACUUACAGGGAAAGCUUUUCUCAGACUCUGAAUCCAUACAGACGAGGGCUGAAGCAGCAGUUCUACUGAAACAGUUAGAUUUUCCGGUGGAUGGUUUGAAGGUGAGACUAUUUGAAAAGCUGGAACAAUCUAUGGGGGAUCUUCAGGUUAAGAUUGGGGACAUAGCUGGUGCAUUGGAAGAGUCUAAUGAUGAACAUGAGAAUAAUCUGCAGCUGGGUUUUUCUGUACCACAUGAUGCUUCUGUUCGCGAGUUUGUGGAGGCUGUUCGAGCAUAUCGCAUAAUAUUUCCUGACUCGGAAUCUCAACUGAUUAAACUUUCUGAGGACUUGAUUACCAAGCAUUUUCUAACAACUGAGCAAUACAUGAAGGAGAGAGUUUCAACUGCAACUUUUCUACGUGUUCUACGAAUUAUAUGGAAUGAUGUCCUUGUGAUUGAUGAAGUAUUGCCUGAGGGUUUGCUCCAUGAUUACUGUUUUAAGGUAUCCCAGAGUGCUGUCAAACAGUAUUUUUCAAGCACGUUUUCUCAUCUUCUCCAGGAUGUUUCAGAUGCUCUGAUGAAUGUUCAUGUCAAACCAAAGGAUGUGUCAGAAGAACAUCAUUUACAGGUUGCUUUGGAAUCUGGGAAAAACUCAUUGCUCAAAGGAAGCAUGGACCUUUUACUGGGCCUCCGCCAACUUUUGGAGGACAACUUGGACCUGCUAGUCAAGCUAAGGGAACUGAUGACUGAUUGGGUUCAAGCAGGGUUCCAACAAUUCUUUGAGGCAUUGGAUACUCGGUUUCUUUUGCUUUCAGGGAGAAAUAAGUUAAGUUCGCAGGGUCAGAGUCCAAGGGAAGGGUUACAGUCUGAAAAAGUUAUAUGUGGUCUUGUCUUGGUUUUGGCUCAGCUUUCUGUUUUCGUCGAACAAACUGCAAUCCCCAGAAUUACCGAGGAAAUGGCUGCUUCUUUCUCUGGUAGUGGUGCUCGGGGGUAUGAACAUGGACCUUUCUUUCUUCCUGCUGAAAUAUGUCGAGUUUUUCGAUCAGCCAGCGAGAAGUUUCUGCACCAUGUAUGAGUUUAAACUUUAUCUAACCUUCACUCAUUAGCUGGCAUGCUUACUUCAUAACUGGCAUAUUCAAUAUGGUUAUUUGCUUGAGCAUGCUUGUUUCAUGUGGCCAUGGAAAGCAUUUUGCUACUUGUGAAAACCCCUCAGCCUAUCAUUUUUCAUUGCUAGGCGUUGUUUAGUUCCAUCUUCCUUUAAGCUGUUUGUGGAAUUAAAACUGUUUCAACUUGCUAUUAUUAUACUUGACAUGAUUGGCGACUCUUAAAAUUGAAAAUUUUCACUCUGAUAAUGUUCUCUUUGAGGCCAUCUCUGUUUUCUUUUGGGUACAUGUAUUGCACUUGUGCUGGCCAAUUUACUGGGAAUAUUCGACUCUGUCAGUAUAUAAAUAUGAGAGCGUAUAGAAUAUCAGUGCUUUUGAGGAAAAGGUUCACAACUCCAAAUUGGGUCAAGCACAAGGAGCCAAGAGAAGUUCACAUGUUCGUUGAUCUAUUCCUCCAAGAGUUGGAAGCAGUAGGGAAUGAGGUUAAGCAGAUUCUUUCUCAAGGAAUAAGGAAGCAUCGUCGAUCUGAGAGCAAUGGAAGUACUACUUCCUCUCUAAGCAAUCCAUUGCGAGAUGAUAAACUUCGGCGGUCAAAUACACAACAAGCCAGGAGCCAACUUCUGGAAACCCACCUAGCAAAGUUGUUUAAGCAGAAAGUUGAAAUCUUUACCAAAGUCGAGUUCACACGGGAGUCGGUUGUGACUACCAUUAUCAAACUCGGUCUCAAGAGCUUGCAAGAAUUCGUUCGCCUCCAGACUCUAAACCGGAGUGGGUUCCAGCAAAUUCAGUUGGACAUCCAGUUCCUUAGGACCCCGCUGAAGGAGCUAGCUGAAGAUGAAGCUGCCAUUGACUUCUUGCUUGAUGAGGUAAUCGUUGGUGCUUCUGAUCGUUGCCUCGACCCAACCCCAUUGGAGCCACCGAUCUUGGACAAACUGAUACAAGCAAAGACAGCUGAAACCAGAGAACAAAAUUCCAGUGCAGCUUCAUCAACAACCCAACAACGAUUGUAAUCAUUCAGAACGUACAGCAAUACACUAUUCCUUUUUUGGGUCACUUUAGCCAGAAAGUUUCCCUCUUAAAUCUUUUCAACCUUGUAGGAAAGUUUACUGUUUUUGAGGAUAGUUGUAUGGUCGUCAAGAGCCAAGGCUGCAAUAACAUGUAACCCUAAGAAAUCCGCCGAAAUAAGUGUUUAAUGAACCUAAUCAUCGUUGAAAAAUAGUAUUAGGCCGAAUAUGUAAUCUGUAGGCUUCAAAUCCAAAGAAAAUGGUCUUUCAAAAAAAGCUCA
Molecule: messenger RNA, 4981 nt
Organism: Linum tenue
Lineage: Eukaryota; Viridiplantae; Streptophyta; Magnoliopsida; Malpighiales; Linaceae
Source: the annotation of a GenBank genome assembly